AUGACCACGAUGACUACUGAAGCCAUAGAUCGUGUAAGCGAUCUUGAUGCUUUUAAGAGACCGAGCACUCGCAAAAAAAACGCAGAAAAAAACACAGAAAUUGCUGAAAAAGACCCAGAAAUUGCUACAAAAGACGAACAAAUUGCUAAAAAAGAUGCAGAAAUUGCUGAAAAAGACGCAGAAAUUGCUACAAAAGACCAAGAAAUUGCUAAAAAAGACGAACAAAUUGCUGAAAAAGACGCAGAAAUUGCUACAAAAGACGAACAAAUUGCUACAAAAGACGAACAAAUUGCUGAAAAAGACGCAGAAAUUACUAGAAAAGACCAAGAAAUCGUAAAAAAAGACGAACAAAUUGCUGAAAAAGACGAAGAAAUUGCUAAAAGAGACGAAGAAAUUGCUACAAAAGACGAACAAAUUGCUACAAAAGACGAACAAAUUGCUGAAAAAGACGAAGAAAUUGCUAAAAGAGACGAAGAAAUCGCUACAAAAGACGAACAAAUUGCUAUAAAAGACGAACAAAUUGCUAAAAAAGACGAACAAAUUGCUGAAAAAGACGAAAAAAUUGCUGAAAAAGACGAAAAAAUUGCUACAAAAGACGAACAAAUUGCUGAAAAAGACGAACAAAUUAUAGCUGAAAAAGACGAAGAAAUUGCUACAAAAGACGAACAAAUUGCUAUAAAAGACGAAGAAAUUGCUACAAAAGACGAACAAAUUGCUGAAAAAGACGACGAAAUUGCUACAAAAGACGAACAAAUUGCUAAAAAAGACGAACAAAUUGCUACAAAAGACGAAGAAAUUGCUACAAAAGACGAACAAAUUGCUGAAAAAGACGAAGAAAUUGCUAAAAGAGACGAAGAAAUCGCUACAAAAGACGAACAAAUUGCUAUAAAAGACGAACAAAUUGCUGAAAAAGACGAACAAAUUACUACAAAAAAUGUAGAAAUUGCUGAAAAAGACGAAGAAAUUGCUACAAAAGACGAAGAAAUUGCUAAAAAAGACGAAGAAAUUACUACAAAAGACGUUGAAAUUGCUGAAAAAGACGAAACAAUUGCUACAAAAGACGUAGAGAUUGCUGCUAAAGACGAAGAAAUUGUUAAAAAAGACGAAAAAAUUGCUGCAAAAGACAAAGAAAUUGCUACAAAAGACGCAAAUAUUGCCGAAAAGGACCGAACAAUCGUGGAAAAAGACCGAACAAUCGUGGAAAAGGACCGAACAAUCGUGGAAAAGGACCGAACAGUCGUGGAAAAGGAGGCAGCGGUCAACAGCGCAAUUGUUGAAAAAGAUGCAGCAAUUUUAGAACGAGAUGCUAACUCCAAGAGGAAUUACAAGGCUGCCGGUAUAUAUGGUUAA
Molecule: messenger RNA, 1350 nt
Organism: Dendronephthya gigantea
Lineage: Eukaryota; Metazoa; Cnidaria; Anthozoa; Malacalcyonacea; Nephtheidae
Product: interaptin-like
Exons: 4
Coding region: 1-1350 (449 amino acids)
Cellular component (GO): type III intermediate filament
Source: RefSeq, a predicted model, not a curated record